CUAAAUCGCCGCCAUAGCCAAUAUAUCUUAUCCAAGCGGCAGGGUUUUGGGGUUUUGGCGAGGGCGCGAUCGAUCCGGCCAUGGCGCUGAUGCAGCAGCUCUCCUCUCCCAGGUACAGCGGGAAUGUAGAUUGGAGCAGCAGCGGCGGCGCAUUGCCCAGUGCUGCACUCCCAGGAAGCUGCUGCCGAUUGCCACCAGCGUUCUACGGCAGCGUAAUCCGCGCGGCCAGAGCGGCGCCGCCGCGGGGCGCGACGAGAAUCAUGGCGUCGGCGGCGGAGGCUGCCGAGGCCAAGCCCCGGCGGGCCGCCAAGGACGUCAAGAUCACCUGGGGCGUCCACAACGGCAAGACGCUGGGGAUGCUCUCGGACGACUACCUCAACUGGCUCGUCAACACCGUCAAGGCGGAAUGGGGGCGGCUGGCGCAGGAGGUGAUCGACGAGCGCAAGGCAAACCCGAGCUACACGCCCCGCCCGCCGCCGCCGCCCCGCCAGGCGCCGUCCGAGACCUCCACCACCAGCGGCGGCGGCUUCUCGUUUGGAUUCAAGCGCUACGCCAAGGAGAACAUCGACUACAUCCGGAGCGUGGACAUCGAGGCCGGGAGGGACUAUCCGGAGUGCUGCGACGAGCCCGAGUUCCCGAGCAAGGACGACUUCACUCGCUACAUCAAGAACGCGGGCGAUAACAAGGACUUCAAGGAGGCCCAGAGAGUCCACGCCCGAGUCUACAACAGUGAGUUCCGGAGGAACCGCUUCCUCGCCAACCUUCUGAUCGACAUGUACGAGAAGUGUGGCGCGCUGCUCGAGGCCCGCCGCGUCUUCAACUCCGUCAACCAGCCGGAUAUCGGGUGCUGGAACCUGAUGCUCCGGGCCUACGCCAAGCACGGCGAGCUCGAGGACGCGAGGGAGGUGUUUGAUCUCAUGCCCAAGCGCGACGCCAUGUCGUGGGAGCUCAUCAUCCGCGUCUACAACGACAAAGGCAACACCGAGGAGGCGGACCGGCUGCGAGCGCAGUCGGGCUUGCCGGACAGUGACAAGGGUGGCCGGGUGAGCGUGCCCGAGGUGAAGCCGCAGCUGCUGUGCUUCCACACCGAGAAGAUGUCGGUGGCGUUCAACAUCAGCACCACCAACCCUGGUACGCCGAUGUGGUUCGUCAAGAACCUCAGCAUCUGCGCCGACUGCCACAAGACGACCAAGGUGAUCUCCAAGGUGAUCAAGAAGCAGAUCACCGUGAGAGACGCGACGACGUUCCACCACUUUGAGAAUGGAGUGUGUACCUGCGGUGCGUGAGAGCAAAAGCUCGAAGAUGGUCCAUCUCUGUCCAUCCAUCACGCGACGAAAACAGCUACUUAGGUGCCGCGACACGGAGUUGAAGAGGAUUUUGCGUAGUGUAGUCGAUCUGGUUGGCCUCUGGAAGUCAAGGUGAAGGUAACGAAACAAAAGAGGAACCAGUGUCUCUCCUUACCAAUACUUACUAGAGCUAUAAGCAGUCUUAGUGUACACUUUGCUGUUCAUUGUCCAUCUCGCUUGUUAUUGUCAAAAAGAUCACAGCUUUGUUC
Messenger RNA from Selaginella moellendorffii, 1555 nucleotides. RefSeq names its product pentatricopeptide repeat-containing protein At2g15690, mitochondrial. NCBI's taxonomy places the organism in Eukaryota, Viridiplantae, Streptophyta, Lycopodiopsida, Selaginellales, Selaginellaceae. The coding region runs from base 81 to 1286 and encodes 401 amino acids. Gene Ontology annotation, biological process: RNA modification. The record is from RefSeq and is a predicted model, not a curated record. Gene Ontology annotation, molecular function: zinc ion binding; protein binding; RNA binding. The transcript has a single exon.